GGAAUUUGAGGGUUGUGGAAAUUUCUUCCUAACCCCACAUGCUUAUGCCUACUCCCCCCCUCUCCCUCAACAACUUCUAUUGGAGAUUCCAGAUGCCCUUUACCUUUUUCCCAUUUUCCACUCUUUUUCCUCUCAUGGCUUCCCAUUUUCUUCUAUAAAUUCCCCUUCCAAUUCCUUCAUAAACCUCUUCUCUUCUCUUCUCUUACCCCCCCUCUUAAUUUCCAGCCUUUUCUAGUUCUUUCGGCAAGGGCUGAGAUUCUGCUGCUCUUCAGCCUCAGAAACUGUUUCCUUUCUGGGUUUUAUGCUGUUGAAUCUUUCAAACCCAUCUUCCAUUUGACAGCAGAUCAGAGAUCUCUGGAUUUUCUAGAUCUUGAUGCUGCAUAUUUUUAUCUUAAUGUUUGAGAUUCAUGUCUCCAGUUCUCAGUGAAAUCCUCCGUUCCGGGUUUAUGAUCAAUUCCUCUCUCAGGCGCAGGACCCAUCUCGUUCAAUCUUUCUCAGUUGUUUUUCUUUAUUGGUUCUAUGUGUUUUCAUGAACAAUCUGUUCGAUCUUCCUGAAUCAUAUAUAGUAUAUUAGUUGCAUAUAUAGCUAUAUUAUUAAUUACCCAUAAAAUAUCAGAUUAGCUUCUGGGUCCUGCGUCUAAGGUAAGAUCAAGACAAAAGAUCUCAGUUUUAUUGAGAUUAUCAGUAGUGUUUGCUGUAAAUAUAUAAAAUCUCUAUGGCAUCCUCCAGUGGAAAUUCAUCAGGAUCCUCUCAGCUUCACAAUUCUGGGUCUGAAGAAGACAUCCAGAUGUUGAUGGAUCAAAGAAAAAGGAAGAGAAUGCAAUCAAAUAGAGAAUCAGCAAGGCGAUCCAGGCAGAAAAAGCAGCAGCAUCUGGAUAAAUUGAUGUCUCAAGUGACAGAGCUGAGGAAGGACAAUAACCAAAUCCUCACAAGCAUCAAUAUCACCACACAACAUUACUUGAAUAUUGAGGCUGAGAACUCAAUUUUAAGGGCUCAAAGAAUGGAACUUAGCCAAAGACUUGAAUCUCUAAAUGAGAUCCUCAAUUAUAUCAACACAAACAACAUUGGGAUCUUUGAAAAUGAAGAUCUCCAAACAAGUUCUGCUGCUGAAACCUUCAUGAAUCCUCUUAAUUUGAUGUAUCUUAACCAGCCAAUCAUGGCAUCUCCAGAGUUCUUUCAGUAUUGAAGUGUUGAUUGAGAGGAUUGAAAGCUAGGAAUUGGUCAAUUUGUGGUUGUCUCAAUCUGGUGUUUUUUUUUCUUUUUCUGGUUUUUUAGUUUUGAUUUUGAAUGGUAGUUUAAUUUAGCUCUUAGGAUGAUGGAAUAUGUCUAAGAUAGAAGGAAGUAGAUGGAAAAUGAUUAUUGAUGUUUUGGCUUGUCAUGGGUCACUAUGGUGUGAAAUUAAAAUGUAUUUUGUCUCUCUCUCUCUA
Manihot esculenta (cassava) is the source of this 1427-nucleotide messenger RNA. Its product is annotated as bZIP transcription factor 44. Gene Ontology annotation, biological process: positive regulation of DNA-templated transcription. Gene Ontology annotation, cellular component: nucleus. The transcript has a single exon. Gene Ontology annotation, molecular function: transcription cis-regulatory region binding; DNA-binding transcription factor activity. The record is from RefSeq and is a predicted model, not a curated record. NCBI's taxonomy places the organism in Eukaryota, Viridiplantae, Streptophyta, Magnoliopsida, Malpighiales, Euphorbiaceae. Bases 716 to 1186 code for a protein of 156 amino acids.